Molecule: messenger RNA, 1569 nt
Organism: Cylindrotheca closterium
Lineage: Eukaryota; Bacillariophyta; Bacillariophyceae; Bacillariales; Bacillariaceae
Source: the annotation of a GenBank genome assembly
AUGGCGUCUUCGACCAUCUAUUCUCCAUCCCUCGUGGUUGUCUCUGGACCUAUUGUCACAGCUUGGAAAUGCCUGGAAAACGGGUCUAAACCCCAAGCUUUACACCCUUGUGGCGAGACACCCAUUGCCGACAUUGCUUGGAAUCACAAUGCGCAAGUAAUCGCGACCAUUUCAAAGGCUUCCAGUGCCAUGGACUCGCGCAACAAUAUCGUCUUGACAGUGGCCGAUACGGGCAACCGUGUGGAUUCCCUUCAACACGACUUGAAUUGGGGUCGGCCGCCCGCCAGUGGUACCUCUAUUGCCUUUGGAGGAAAGUCGAGGUACAUCGCCGUUGGUGACAAUAGCGGUGCUGUUUGUUUGUGGGACUUGAAGAAGAGAAUGAGGGUCCGAGAGUUUUUUCAUGAUGGUUAUCCAUCAUUGCAAGUGGCCGUGGAUCCAUCCGAUAAAUUUAUCCAUUCGCUUACUAGCGAGUUCCUCUCUAUUUUUAAUCUGAAAGAUGCAACUUUAAGUGGCAACAUUUCUCCGCAGUCUAGUCACUUGACUUUUACGAGAUGUCACACCUCGCCAUUGGAAGUACAAAAGACCGCAAUUGGAACCAAUGACGGCAGUAUUUUUGUGUAUGACACCUACCGACAAUCCGAUUCAUCUUCCCCACUCUUGACUUUAGACCGCCGGUUCUCGGGCAAGAUCACUGGACUUUCGUUUUCGGCGGUCAACUCCCAAUUGCUGUCAGCUGCCUCGGCCGAUGGGUCGCUUCAAUUUUUUGACAUUCGAACGGGCGAAACGAUCCAAGAACUUGCCUCUCUGUCGUCACCGAUAACGUCCCUUGCCAUGCAUGCUGGUGGGAUCAAUUGUGCAGUCGGGACUGCUUCUGGUGAUGUCCUUGUUCAUGAUUUGCGACAGAUCGAACCCUUGGCAACGAUGCCAGUGCAACAUUCUGUGACGUCUCUGCAAUUCGCACCCAUUCCAAAACCGAAAAGGGACAAGACAACGUCGAUGACGACUCCAUUGUCAAAUACACUAGGCAUGAAUUUGGAGCGAAAACAAAGCGCGAGCACUACACCUAGCCGACAAACCGUCAAAACUGAAGUCAUAUCAAAUUCCUUACCUCGGCAGAGAGACACAUUCAGUUCCGAGCCUUCGUCGCUUAUGGGCUACAGUUCACAGCAAAUCAGCCCGGCAAGAGAGCCACAGCCUCAGUCGAGUCAAAUGCCUUUCCAAGAAUACAGGCCAACUAGUAUACCGCGAGAUCCAAGCAUUUCAGGUGCCUCAAAUAUUCGAGAUCCAAGCAUCGCUGGUGGAGUCCCAGAAAACGAAGAUGCGAAAAAGUCUUCGGACACAGGGACGAUUCAGCUUGAUGACGUUCGGGACAUCGUUCAAGAUGAAGUCGAAAACCUAAGAGAUGACAUGGAAGAAGCAAUGCGAAACCUUCAUAUGGACAUGAUUAAUCAAUUUCAUCAACAGUCGCAAGAACUCACCACCGUAAUGUCAGCACAAGCUGCCACCAUUGAACGGUUGACAGAAGAAAACCGGCGGUUGCAAGAAGAAAAUGUAGCCUUGCGGAAAUAA